GAUCGACUGUGGCAGCCCGAGUUUGGUGGUGACAGGUGGCUCCGACACCGUGUCCACGUCUUCUGGUCUCGGAGACACUUUCGAGUUCUCGUGUGGGCCGGGCUUAGUAGUGACUGGCACGUCUACCUUGAAGAACAUGACGGUCAGAUGUGGGGAAGAUGGCCGCUGGGGUUUCGGAACCCUGUACUGCGAAGGUCAAAGGUGCACAGAUCCAGGAACUCCAGGUGGCAUGAACAUGACGUCAGCAAGUUUUGACGUCAACGGAAUGGUGACCUACACCUGUCUACGUCCUGGCUACGUUGCAAGCCCACAAACGCGCACCUGUGUGUAUGAAAACGGUCAGACGAAAUGGAAUGGCUCUACACCCGUCUGCGUGGACACUGAGCCACCGGUCUUCUCGAACUGUCCGUGUGGGGUUAUCUACCGUAACAUGUAUACCUCCGCUGCAUUCCCCAUGCCGUACGCAACCGACAACUCGGGGCUCGUGCUCCCCAUCAAGGUCUCUCCUCCCGGCUUCCGGCUGGACAUGCCGCUAUCAAAGACCUUCAACGUCAACUUCACGGCUAGUGACGUCACAGGCAACACCGCCACCCGCCAAGUGGUCAUCAUCGUCAGGGAUACCGUCUCUCCUGACUUGACAUGUCCAGACUACCUGCAGUUUAACGUCAAUAGUAGCACAUCCUACACUGUAGAGCUUCAGACAGCGGGUAACAUCACCGGGGCUAACCUGACCUUCUAUCCCGACAGGAUGGUGCAGGUGGGGCCUACAACAGUGGGAGUUGCCCCUUAUCACGUGACCACUAUCGACGGCUAUGGAUUUGAGCGACAGUGUGCCUUCAUGGUGGACAUCAAACGUGAGUGA
Messenger RNA from Pomacea canaliculata, 862 nucleotides. RefSeq names its product sushi repeat-containing protein SRPX2-like. The transcript has 4 exons. NCBI's taxonomy places the organism in Eukaryota, Metazoa, Mollusca, Gastropoda, Architaenioglossa, Ampullariidae. The coding region runs from base 137 to 862 and encodes 241 amino acids. The record is from RefSeq and is a predicted model, not a curated record.